Molecule: messenger RNA, 6876 nt
Organism: Protopterus annectens (West African lungfish)
Lineage: Eukaryota; Metazoa; Chordata; Ceratodontiformes; Protopteridae
Gene: MEGF11
Product: multiple EGF like domains 11
Exons: 27
Cellular component (GO): membrane
Molecular function (GO): protein binding
Source: RefSeq, a predicted model, not a curated record
UCAGUGUCCGCGUGCUCCGAGUUCAGGAAUUAUCACCAGCAGGAGCAAAGGCAAAUAGAAGAAACAUUUCUGUUUCAGCUGGCACUUAGCAGGCAGGAACAACCUAGGGCAUAAUCUGAUUUUAGACCUCCUUCUGCUACGCUGUUGCUUUCUCAGCUUGGACUGCACUUGCUGUCGAUGGGGGAUAAAAGUGUGCAUUGAUGUGUCAAGGUGAAUGAAGACAGGGGUACAGCACCACUUCAUAAAAGGUCUUCAAACAACUGUGCAUUAAAACUGAAUGAACCAUGCCCUGCCUUGCCUCACUAAGAAAGAUUUGAGGUUUAACAUUUGAUGACAACAUGUGAUUAUCAACUGCAGAACUCGACUUGGAGAUGUCCAGCUAGUAAGAACUGAUUUGCAGUGGAUACACAGAAAGAAAAGCACCAAAGGAAGAUAAGGAUUACAAUCAAAGUGGAUGAAUACAAUAAAAUAAAAACUCUGGCCUUUCUGCACUCUGUCAAGAAUAAGACCUAAAGAUUUUCUAUCUAUUUUGCCUGAAAUGUUUUAAGGGAAUAUUAAGCUUCAGAAUGUUGAUUUCUCCAUCUUCUGGUUGUUUUCUAAGACUUCUGGCUCUGUACUGUUUGCUGAAGGCAUCUCAUUCUCUGAAUCCAGAUGACCCUAAUGUCUGCAGUCACUGGGAAAGCUAUGCUGUUACUGUUCAGGAGUCAUAUGCGCAUCCAUUUGAUCAGGUGUAUUAUACAAGAUGCACAGAUAUCCUUAACUGGUUCAAAUGUACCAGACAUAGAAUUAGCUACAAAACAGCCUAUCGAAGAGGACUGAGAACUAUGUACAGGAGAAGAUCCCAAUGCUGCCCUGGAUAUUACGAAAAUGGAGAUUUCUGUAUUCCCCUCUGCACUGAAGAGUGUGUACAUGGAAGAUGUGUGUCUCCUGAUGCUUGCCAGUGUGAGCCUGGCUGGGGAGGACUGGACUGCUCAAGUGGUUGUGACAGUGAACACUGGGGUCCUCACUGCAGUAACCGUUGCCAGUGCCAGAAUGGGGCAAUGUGCAACCCCAUAACUGGUGCUUGUGUUUGUUCUGAUGGAUACAAAGGAUGGCGCUGUGAGGAGCCCUGUGACCCUGGAUCCUAUGGGAAGGCAUGCCAGCUACAGUGCCAGUGUCAAAAUGGAGCAACUUGUGACCAUGAAACCGGGGAAUGCCAUUGUACUCCAGGAUACACAGGGGCUUUCUGUGAGGAAUGCUGUCCACCUGGAAGCCAUGGAGCACAAUGUGAACUUCGUUGUCCAUGUCAAAAUGGAGGGACCUGCCAUCAUAUAACUGGAGAGUGCUCUUGUCCUGCUGGAUGGACAGGCUCUGUAUGUGCUCAGCCAUGCCCAUCUGGAAUGUUUGGAGUUAACUGCAGCCAAGAAUGUCAAUGUCACAAUGGAGGGCACUGUGACCAUGUAACCGGACAAUGCCAAUGCACAGCUGGGUACACAGGUGACAGAUGUCAGGAGGAAUGCCCCAUUGGGAUGUAUGGCUUUCAUUGUGCCCAGAAGUGUGAUUGCAUGAACGGUGGAAAGUGCUACCACAUCAAUGGGGUCUGCAUGUGUGAGCCUGGAUUCAAAGGUACUCGUUGCCAGAAACGAAUGUGUCCCGAGGGGCAGUAUGGGCUGAAGUGCGACAAAAGCUGCCCAUGUAAUGCAACAAACACAGUAAGUUGUCACCCUCUCUCUGGUGAGUGCAUGUGUAAAGCGGGCUGGGAUGGCCUAUACUGCAAUGAAACUUGCCCACUUCGAUUCUAUGGUGAAGCCUGCCAGCUGAUCUGUACUUGCCAGAAUGGAGCAGACUGUGACAGUGUUACAGGAAAAUGCAUCUGUGCUCCAGGAUUUACAGGGGAUGAUUGUUCUAUACCAUGUCCAUCUAACAGAUAUGGAUCCAACUGUUCUGGAGAAUGUAGCUGUAAGAAUGAUGGAGCAUGUUCCCCAAUAAAUGGUUCCUGCAUUUGCAAAGAAGGAUGGCAAGGUAUCGAUUGCUCAUUUCCAUGCUCUGCAGGAAGCUGGGGUUUGAACUGUAAUAUGACAUGUCUGUGUGAAAAUGAAGCAGCAUGUAGUCCUAUUGAUGGCUCUUGCACGUGUUCACCUGGCUGGAAGGGACAGUACUGUGACGAGCCAUGCCCAGAUGGCACCUAUGGUCUGGAAUGUAGUGAGAACUGUGACUGCAGCCACGCAGACGGAUGUGAUCCUGUCACAGGACACUGCCAUUGCCUUGCAGGAUGGACAGGCAUCCAUUGUGACAACAUGUGCAUGCAGGAUCGCUGGGGCCCAAACUGUUCCAUUGCUUGUAACUGUGAAAAUGGAGGAUCCUGUUCCCCUGAAGAUGGGACAUGUGCAUGUGCACCUGGGUACAGAGGAACAACCUGCAAGAAAGUUUGCUCGCCUGGUUUUUAUGGAAAUCGUUGCAGCCAGUCUUGUCCCCAGUGUGUGCACAGCAAUGGGCCAUGCCACCACAUCACUGGUCACUGUGAAUGUCUACCUGGAUUUUUUGGAUCUCUGUGCAAUCAAGUCUGUGCCAGUGGACGAUAUGGGAAGAACUGUGCCGAAGACUGCUUUUGUACAAAUAAUGGAACAUGUAAUCCUAUAGAUGGUUCAUGUCAGUGCCUUCCUGGAUGGAUUGGGAAAGACUGCUCGCAAUCAUGCCCUGCUGGUUCCUGGGGCCCAGACUGUAUACACACCUGCAACUGUCACAAUGGAGCCCUCUGCAGCACUUCUGAUGGAGAAUGCAAGUGUACACCAGGGUGGACUGGACUCUACUGUACUCAGCGUUGUCCAGUGGCAUUUUAUGGGAAGGACUGUGCCAAAGUAUGUCAAUGCCAGAAUGGAGCAGACUGUGAGCACAUAACAGGAAUGUGUACAUGUAGAACAGGCUUCACUGGGAAGUUCUGUGAGCAAAAGUGUCUUCCUGGAACAUUUGGCUAUGGCUGCAAUCAAUUGUGUGAAUGCAUGAACAAUGCCACCUGUGAUCACGUGACAGGAACCUGUUACUGCAGCUCAGGGUUCAAAGGAAUCAGAUGUGAUCAAGCUGCUCUUAUAAUGGAGGAGUUGAACCCUUUCACUAAAAUGAACCCUGACCUUGCAGAAGAGACUCACUCCAUUGGUGCAGUUAUUGGAAUUCUUCUCCUCCUCCUCCUCAUUAUUGUGGUCCUGCUCGUCUUAUUUGUGUGGUAUCGGCAGAAGCAGAAGCAAAAGGGCCAUAACAUGCCAAGCGUGUCCUACACCCCAGCUGUGCGAAUUACAAACACUGACUAUUCACUUUCAGAUGUAUGCCAAAGUAGCGACACUGUGCAUUGUUUUUCCAGUCCAAGCUACCACACUCUGUCACGCGGUGUGACUUCACGAUUCUCCAAUAACUUGGAUCAGAACUGCUUUAAUAAGCUCAAAAACAAUGGCUCUGACAGAGAUUCAUCAGACUGGAGACCUUACUACAAUCUGAAUGAUUUAGACUACAUGAAGAGUUCCCUGUACAGCUCUAACUGCUCUCUGAACAGCACUGAAAACCCAUAUGCCACCAUUAAGGACCCUCCUGUUCUGUCAUGCAAACACUCUGAGAGCAAUUAUGUGGAGAUGAAAUCCCCUGUACAUAGAGACCUUCUUCCAUUUACAGACAUUCCUUCAUCAUCAUCAUCAGCUGUUAGAAAUAUAUAUGAAGUUGAGCCAACAGUCGGUGUGAUGCAAGGAACCCAUGGGAUUAACAUCAUUUUCAACCAGAACCCAUAUGAUCUUCCCAAGAACAGCCAUAUUCCCAGCCAUUAUGAUCUACUUCCAGUACGGCAAAGCUCAGCAUUUGGGGCUACUGGUGCAAAGCAGUAAGAAAAACAUCCCUAAAGGAAGACGUGACAUCUACUGAAGAGCCUUUAAUGUUGUCUUGGACAAAAGGAACAUUAAAGAAGAAAUGUGUUUCCCCUGAAAAAAGAAUGUUAAUUGGACUGAAGGACAACUGACUUAUUAUCAGAUUUUCUUUUCUGGUUUGGGAUAUCACUGCUGCAUGACAUUUGUAUAGAAAAAAAACUGUGUGCCAUGAGAGUUUUAGAACAAGAAAUCUUAAAGACAACACUAGAAGGAGUUAUCACUCUUCAAAGAUGGCCCGUGUUUUCAAAGCCAUUGACACAAAACAAAAAUAGUUAGCAAUGGGGAGACACUUCUUAAGUUGCAAAAUGCUGUUUAUCUAUUUAAUGGAAUGUUUAUGGUUUUAGCAUAAAGUUAUCUGACCGACAAAGGAUUAUCUUUGAAUGCUGUUUUCCUGGUUAGUAAUAGAAGCAGAAAUAAAAUGAUCAACCAGUCAAUGUUUAAAUUAUCCCAGUCUUAAAUUGCAUUGCUGAGUCCAGCAAGGUUGGUCCUCUUUGUAAUUAAACUCACUCACCUAGUUCAUCUUUGGUCUUUAUAUAGAAACUCUGAGAUGGUUAAGGAAUAGCUGUGUAUUCAUUGCAUGUAUUAUCUGAGAACUUCUAUCAGAUAUAGUAACUUACUUAGAAAAUGUGUCAGUCUAGGGCUGUCUUUCCAGGUAAUUAACAUAUGCUGAUUUCUUUCUAGAAUACUAGAAUAUUGUUCAUCUCCUGUCAGACUCACCAGGUGUUCUUUUGUAAUGUUCAACACGGCAACAGACUGUGAUCUUAAAAAUGCCAAUGAGAAUGACGAUUAGAAACCUAUUUUGAGACCUUCAUUGCAAUGACUAGUUAAGAGACAAAAUGUAGAAGCAUUAAAUAGUAUAUUGGCAAUUUGCUGAUUAUAUAUCACCCCAAGUAGAGACGUUGCUUGGAGUGAUAAGAAGAAACUAUCAAAAAUCUUGAACUGAAAAAUCCUAAAACUGCAAAACUAUGCAGUACCUGUAACAAACUGAUGAAACUGGGCAUACUAUCAGUAAAUAGAAAGGAUUAAUCGGGGUUGCCCCAGUGGUGACAUCAAGUAUAAUAGACCCUACAGUAAGGCAACCUGCAGGGGAUAAUGAGGCAGGGGUUUGAGCUGUCAGCAGCACAUCCUAUUUUUACUGCUCAGAUUUUAAGGGAUCCUUUGAUACAAGCAAUAAGGUGUAUUAAAUAUGUAGGCAUACAUAAGGCACAGGGUGAGACCUCUUUAGGAUCACUGGGUCAUACUUUGAUGCCACACCUCAGAAGUAGUCUGGGUUUGGAUAGAGUGACAGAAGACCAGACAGACACAAAUGAGGCUGCAGAGAAAAGAGUCGUUGAAGUAUCACUGUGUAUCUGUGAAAGAGGAAGAGGAAAAUGUGACAUGGUAAGUGAAGGGUAGAGACAUUAUGGAAUGUGUGAAGUACAAGAGGAAAGUAUCUUUCCAGCUCAAGGCAACAGUGAGCAGUUGUGUAGCUAGGGUGGGGCAAAUGGGGGAUUUGCCCUGGGCACAAACUACUAAGUAGUACUCAUCUUGGGAAUCUUGGCUAGUCUUAAAAAGAUCAUUCACCUAGUAAUCACUUCUGAACCUAUAAGCGGCAUGAUUAGCAGAUGCUGAUAAGUAUUCAGUGCAGUGUAUUACCUGCAGUCAAAUGGCAGUAUUGCAUCUGUGGUCAGAACAAAAACACUUAGCCCUCCGUGUGUGGCACAAACUGUAGCAGCUGCUUGCUACAUUGUAGCAGUUUGCUGCAGUUCAAAAGGAAAGAGAUGGGUGCUUUUUUAGAACAGAAGCGCUUAACUCUCAGGGAGGGCACCAAGUACCAGAAAUGCUAGCAACACACUGACAAUGAGACUCAAGUGUGGCAUGUAUAUUUGGGAAGAAUCGAGUAGUAAAUUUAUUCAUUUGGGGAAGCUUUAUACAGCAGUGAGUAAAUCCUUAUUUACUGAAAGAGUAUAAAACAGUAAACAGCUGUCAGAGAAAACAUAAGAUUAAAUUCUGAAUGUAGGAGACAAGUAUAAAUUUGUAUUCAAAAAAUGGGCAGCAAAGAGGAAGGAAGGAAGGGUACCUGAAUCUUAAAGAUAAUCCAUGGAACCAGGUUAUAUGAGGAAUAUAUAGGAAUAAAACGGUCUCUUUUUAAUAACACACAUUACAUUAUCAGAUGUUUUUGGGAAGGAAAGAGAUUCUGUCAUUUUCUCACAGGACAAGUAUUCUAGAAACAAUGUUUUAAGGAUUUGAAUAUCAGAUUACCAUGAAAGGUAUUGCAUUAGUGAAGAAUACUUUAUCAAAUUUAAUAGCUUAUGGCUCUAUAAUAACAUUUUUUUGCAAUUUCCUGGUUUUUCUUUAUGUAACCCAGACCUUACUUUGUCUAAAUGAUAUUAAAACUGAUGAUGUUGUGUCUGCAUUAUUUAGAUAACUACAGUACCAGGUUUGCUUCUUAAGAGGUCCAACUUCCAUUCAUCUUGAAAUAAAACUGCAGAAGUAAAGCAUUUCACAUUGCAAUAUAUGUUUUUGAAAUCUUUUGAUUUAUAAACCUAGAUCAAAGCUUAUAAUCUGGCCGUCUGCUAUUUUCAUCACUAACAGCGACACAGUGAGAAAAAGAUUAAAAUUAUAAUGGAAUGUUUUUAUCUUCAUGCUGAUAACUGAGUUAACAAAAUAACCCUGAAGUGAAAUAAUCCUGAAAUGAAAUAUUGAAUGUUUCCAGAGUAAUUAGAUUGCCACCUGAACCCCUUCAUAUGUAUUAAGCAGUGUUUUUCAUAAAGUCUGUGACUUCUUCAUAGAUAGCAAGCAUGAGAUAACAGGUACCACUUUUUUCUAAUCAAACUUGUUUGGAUAAAUAAGGUCAUCCCUUGCUCUUUUGUAAACAUUUAGAACAAACAUGGAAACUACUAAUAAAAAGCAUGUUGUGAGCUGUUAAAAGAAAUUUUAAGAAGCCAUAGACCACAUAUAAUAUAAUCUAUAUAAAAUUCUCUUCAUAGCAAAGCAUGAAUAGUCAUGCAAA